Molecule: messenger RNA, 1784 nt
Organism: Anopheles nili
Lineage: Eukaryota; Metazoa; Arthropoda; Insecta; Diptera; Culicidae
Gene: Mdh1
Product: malate dehydrogenase, cytoplasmic
Exons: 3
Coding region: 127-1128 (333 amino acids)
Biological process (GO): oxaloacetate metabolic process; tricarboxylic acid cycle; malate metabolic process
Cellular component (GO): mitochondrion; cytosol
Molecular function (GO): L-malate dehydrogenase (NAD+) activity
Source: RefSeq, a predicted model, not a curated record
GUUGGUCCGCCUCUCACUUCGUGCAUUUGGCUCAUAGUACCUUACUUUUACGGUAUUAUUUUUGUUUAGUUGCGUGUUUGUGUCUGUUUGUGAUUCGCUGCUAAAUUCAUCUAAUAAUCGUCAAACAUGUCUGAACCAAUUCGUGUCGUCGUGACCGGAGCUGCUGGCCAGAUCGCCUACUCGCUGCUGUACAUGGUGGCCAAGGGAGAUGUGUUCGGACCAAACCAACCGUUGAUCCUGCAUUUGUUGGACAUUCCACCGAUGAUGGGCGUGCUGGAGGGAGUCGUUAUGGAACUUGAUGACUGUGCCCUGCCACUGCUCGUCAGCGUUGUUCCGACGGCCGACCCGGCCGUUGCAUUCAAGGACGUUGAUGCCGCCUUCCUAGUUGGCGCGAUGCCUCGCAAGCAGGGCAUGGAGCGAAAGGAUCUUUUGUCGGCCAACGUUAAAAUCUUCAAGGUUCAGGGCGAGGCACUUGACAAGCAUGCCAAGAAGGAUGUGAAAGUGCUGGUGGUUGGCAAUCCGGCCAAUACCAACGCGCUGGUCUGCUCACACUACGCACCAUCGAUUCCGAAGGAAAACUUCACGGCCAUGACGCGCCUGGACCAGAACCGCGCUCAGGCUCAGAUUGCCGGCAGGCUCGGCGUGGGCAUCACGAAAGUGAAGAACGUUAUCAUUUGGGGCAACCAUUCCGCUACUCAGGUCCCAGAUGCGCGCAAUGCCUCGGUUGAGGUCAAUGGCGCAGUAAAGACGGUACCAGAGGCCGUCGCCGAUGACGAGUUCUUGAAGCAACAGUUCCUUGAAACAGUGCAGAAGCGUGGAGCGGCCGUUAUUGCUGCGCGCAAGAUGUCUUCGGCGAUGUCCGCUGCUAAGGCGGCAAGUGAUCACAUGCGCGACUGGUUUGCGGGAACUCGCGACGGCGAGUACGUGUCGAUGGGCGUAAUUUCGGACGGCAGUUACGGUGCGCCAAAGGACAUCGUGUUUUCGUUCCCGGUUCAAAUCAAGAACCGCCAGUGGAAGAUCGUACAAGGUCUGUCGGUGGACGAGUUCACGCGCAGCAAACUCGAUGUUACCGCCAAGGAACUACUGGAGGAGAAGGAAGAAGCCAUGGCCGUGUGUGCCGCCGAUUGACUAGUUAAACUGUAAAGCAGAAUUUUGUACUAAACAUCGACACCAAACAACCACAAAAAAGCACGCACGAUCCCUAGAAGAAAAAAUGGAAGUCAGUUUCGCACCGAUUUGAUUCCGUUUUGUUUAUGUAUGUUAUCUGUUGGUUUCUUCAAAAUUUUGUUUUACAGUUUAUUUAUAAAGAUGUUAUCAUCGUCGAAGAUACGUAUUUUGCGAGUAUCUUCGGUAUUUUGAUCUGCGGAAAACGCUUGAUGGAGUUGCUUUUAUCAAUUGGCCUAUACUGUAGCGUUAGAAGUAACAACUUGAUAAUGAUGGAAAUAUAUACAAGAUAUAACUCAAUUCUCAGUAGACCAAUUAUUGAUUGUAGCAGAAUUAGUAAAAAUGCAAGCCGGAAAUUUAAGAAUGCAAUAAAUUGUCCUAAUAGAAUACGCGCGCCUUUUUUCUCUUGAAAUAAAAGAUUUUUCGUAGUUCUAUGACAAAGUUAUAAUUCAGAAACAAUACCAACGAAAUGCACUAUUACGCAACGAGCCUAACUCCUAAUUGUAUAUACAUGCUAUAAAAUGCAUGACAAAAGUAUUUUCUGUUUUAGUUCUGUUUUGUUAAAGUAAUGAUAAUUCAAGCCCAUUACCUCUAUUGCGUUUCAACCAUAGUAAAAAAGG